Messenger RNA from Vitrella brassicaformis, 691 nucleotides. Lineage: Eukaryota; Vitrellaceae. The record is from the annotation of a GenBank genome assembly.
UGCAUCACGGCACACAGACAACAGGAGGGAAUCGGUUCAGAUGUUCAUCGUCACAUUGUGGUGUGAAUGGCUUGUGCUUCCGCCGUACCAAUGUGACGUCGGUCGCGGGCGAGAACGCAUCCAGAGGAGGAGAUAGAUGCCCAGCAGCCGCUUGAGGGUCCGUUGCAUGUGCACCUAAAGGGCGACGCGCAUGAAACAACCAAGUGCGUCGACUGCACAGUGGCUGCCUGAGCUGGUUCACUGAGGUUACCUGCUUGAGCGUACUGGGGUGUCAUCUGGGGAUGGAUCAGGCUGGUCACUGACAUAGUUGACGAACAAAAGCUGCCCUUGCUGUGCAGCGAUGAUGGACCAACGAAGCCACCUCCUGCAAACAGAGAUGCGUGCAUGAGGGCGCUGUCUGCACACUCGUCUGGGUCGCCUAUUCGUUACCUGUGAGUGGAUGUGGGUUGCCUCGCUGUCCUACUUCCUGGUCGCCGCUUUGGCGUGGAUCAAAACCCGAAACACCAUCAUGACCGACAUGUCCGUGUGGAUUCGCGGCCGGCAGAGGCCCUCCGAAAGGCUGGAGGGCACAACACAGGCAGACAUACAGACAGGAAUGAUGGGUAAGUCCCUGUCGACAGCCCGAUGCUGCUCACCAGCAUUGACGGUGAAGCAGUUGGACCAGUGGGAUCAGUGGACGCGCACACAAGGC